UGUUCUCUGUUCUCUCUCUGCUCCUGUUCUCUCUCUGCUUCUGUUCUCUCUGCUACUUUAGCGUCACCUUUAGAGGAAAUACAUUUAUUUCCUUGGGAAUUUGAAUACACAUAUUACAUUAUACACCUUUUUAUUUUUUCCAAUUUGUCUGAUGGAGCUGAGCAGGAGAGAAGUUCCACUUUAUGGCCAGGCAAGAGUCUUUGUGUUAAUUCCAUCACAAGCAGAAUCAGAGGAAAUAUUUGUGGUUUUAGAAGGUUCAAGUUUAACCCAUGUUCUACAGACUAAAGUACACAUACUGACCUACUUCAUCACUCCAGGCCAUAACCAACAGGAGACAGUGUGUGUAAGAGCAUACACACAUGCUAGAGGUGUGCUGCGGUAUGUUGGUGUCUCAUUUCUGAAGUAUGUUGUGGACGAUGCACAGGAGAUGGCUGAGUACUUUGUAAACAAAAGUAACCAGUGCACCCCCAUCGAAUACAGUGAUCUGAUUGGUCGAUAUGGUCUGAGUGACAGCGGUGUGCGAACAGAGAUGGAUAAAAAAGUUGUACUUGCUCUGGCAAACCUGCAGACCAACCACAACCUGCUGAGCCAUACACAUGAGUCUCUGCUGCAUGUGUGUGUACGUUUGGGUUUUGUGCACGUGUGUGAAUUCCUGCUUUCUCAACCUGGAGCUCUGAUGGUGAUUAAUUUAGCUAAUAAGGAAGGAGACACUCCACUUCAGCUGGCACGGCGGACCAAUCAGCACACACUGGUGCACUUACUAACACAUCCUCCAAACCCACUGAUCACACCUCUUGCAGGAGUGUCUCACAUUCACAUCAACUCAUCCCAACUUUUGCGCUUCAUCCAUGCCUUUGGAGUGAUGUCACUAUCGGUGUGUGUGUCAGAAUGUUUGUCCACUCCUCAGUUACACUCAGCCAUCUUACUGCUCAGACAAUGUGCUGGGAAUUCUGCACUCAUACACAAGAUUACAUCAUUAUGUGGACAUAUACAGUGCAGAUCAGGUCAGGAGUCUUUAACUUCAGAGGAUCUUCAAUCAAGAGAAUCUCCACACACUGCUAUCACACACACAGAUAUAAUCAGCUUCUGCAGCGACCCUGAAGAUGAAGAGCUGUUACUGUCUAUCAGCUCAGAUGGCUCAGACAUUGAUGGAGCUGUGUUUAAUCUCAAAUCCACAGACAUGCAAACGGUCCCGCUGAAGUCAACUACACUUUCCAUGUUGCUUUGCUCAUCAAGCCACAGCUCUCCAUCACUGCUCAGCAAUUGCCACAAGAACUUCACCUCACACAGGAGGAGGAGUAACAGUGAAGGCUGUGGUCAUGAGAUGGUUAUGAGGAAAUCGUGGUCUGUGAUUGGUCACUGUGUUAGUAGUUCCUCAACUCCAUGCAAAGUCACAGUUCCUGCACCGCUGGAUUAUUCCGCUGAGUCGUGGAGUGCCGCUGUUGGGUUUGAAUUCUCACACACGACUGACAGAAAAACUGUGAAAAGACAAGAAGUAAUAUAUGAGCUCAUGCAAACAGAGUUUCAUCACGUCCAGACUCUCACGGUGAUGAAUGAUGUUUUGAGGCGGGGCUUACUGGAAGAGGUGCAACUGGAACAGGAUGUGAUUGGUCAGAUUUUCCCAUGUUUGGAUGACCUCAUAACUCUGCAUAGGAACUUCCUGAAAGAGAUGGAGAGCAGACAGCGUUCUUCAACACACCUGAGCAACAGCAAGAACUUUAUCAUCUACCGGAUCGGGGACAUACUGCUACAGCAGUUCUCAGGUCCAUCUGCAGGUCACAUGAUGGCUUUGUAUGGAGAUUUCUGCAGUAAACAAUCUGAAGCACUAAAAAUGUAUAAACAACUUCAACAAAGCAACAGGAAACUGCAGCUGUAUCUAAGACAGCAGAGCACUAAUUCAGUUAUUAAACGCAGAGAAAUUCCAGAGUUCCUGCUGCUUGUUACACAGAGAAUCACAAAAUAUCCCAUCCUUCUGGAGAGACUACUGCAGCACACCAACGUUUGUUCUCAUGUAGGGGCUGGAGUUGAGCAUGAUGAUGUCAUGGCAGCACUGGAGGGGGUGAGGUGUGUGAUAUCAGGUGUUGAGCAGCAUGUGGCAAAAAUCCAGCGAGCACGAGAGCUUGAAGAUAUUAUCAGUCGUGUGGACAACAAGAGCUUCACUCGUUUGAAGAAUGGAGAAAUCUAUAGCAAACACACUCUCUCACACACACCACACACACUCACACACUCUGCUACGCUGAGUUGUAGGACUACAUCUGGCAGAUUAAGAGAUGUUUUUGCACUUCUUCUCUCGGAUGUUCUGAUCUUCCUUCAGGAGAAAGAGCAGAAGUUCAUAUUCGCUGCCUUGGAGCAGAAGCCUGCAGUUGUCCAUCUGCGUGCUUUGAUCUUGAGAGAAAUAGCUAAUCAGGAUCGAGGGCUGUUUGUCAUCAGCAGUGAUGCAACAGAGCCUGAAAUGUAUGAGAUCCACACACACAACCGUGAAGAGAGAGACAAGUGGAUCACACUGCUGCAACACACCACAGACAGUUUGUCUGCUAAUGAACUGAAAAAUAAUGAAGAGAUGAACUACAAAAAUAUAAAAACACUGCAAGAGGCUCUGUGGUCUCUAGAUGUGCAGGUUUAUGCAGUUCUGGAAGAGAAACUCAGGGUGUGUGUUGGGACUGUAACUCACCAGCACCUGCUCAUACAAACACACACACACACACCAUGUGGAACAACACUACUGACUACUGCACAGGCAGAGGUAGUAAAUCUGUUGGUGUGUAUGAUGUCACUGCUGUUUGGUUAUCAUGAGUUUGUUCAGCACGCUAAAGACCUGAGCAAGAAACAUCUAAAACAGAAGGAACCUCUUAUACUAAAGGUGGUGGACCGUGUGCGGAGUUUAACUCAGAUCUUGUACAGCCUACAGGCUGCAGUCAUUUUGCAGGACAGCGCGUAUGAGGUUCAGAAAAUCCUGAUUGUGGAGGAAGAAACUCUGCAGCCUGACAAUGAUGGGAAGGUUGACGAAAGGAGUCUGUGGAAUUGGAAUGUGGAGCAGAGAGACAGUGAUCACUCUGAAGAGAUGAACAGGGUGAAAACAGAGAAGGAGGAACUGGAGGUGGAGCUUCAUCAGUGGGAAGAAAGAUCUCAGGCUCUGAGAGAGGAGGAGGCAGAAGUGGAGCAAGAAAGAAGGCGGAUCCAGCAAGAAGAGAAACGAAUAAGGAAAGAGAGAGAGAGGAUGCAGAGGAAACUCCACCUCUCACAGCUAAACUCAACCAAUUGCCAACACAGCCUGUCCAUCAUCCCACUGGACAAAUAAGUGUGUGUGUGUGUGUGUGUGUGUGUGUGUGUGUGUGUGUGUGUGUGUGUGUGUGUGUGUGUGUGUGUGUGUGUGUGUGUGUGUGUGUGUGUGAGGGUGUGUCUAUAA
Tachysurus fulvidraco (yellow catfish) is the source of this 3406-nucleotide messenger RNA. RefSeq names its product rho guanine nucleotide exchange factor 28-like. The transcript has 26 exons. NCBI's taxonomy places the organism in Eukaryota, Metazoa, Chordata, Actinopteri, Siluriformes, Bagridae. The coding region runs from base 152 to 3298 and encodes 1048 amino acids. Gene Ontology annotation, molecular function: guanyl-nucleotide exchange factor activity; microtubule binding. The record is from RefSeq and is a predicted model, not a curated record. Gene Ontology annotation, biological process: positive regulation of neuron differentiation; cell morphogenesis; actin filament organization. Gene Ontology annotation, cellular component: cytoskeleton; ruffle membrane.